Molecule: messenger RNA, 5041 nt
Organism: Felis catus (domestic cat)
Lineage: Eukaryota; Metazoa; Chordata; Mammalia; Carnivora; Felidae
Gene: SORCS3
Product: sortilin related VPS10 domain containing receptor 3
Exons: 27
Coding region: 721-4389 (1222 amino acids)
Cellular component (GO): postsynaptic density membrane
Molecular function (GO): protein binding
Source: RefSeq, a predicted model, not a curated record
CGCGAGCGGAGUCCCGGGUCCAUCCCGCGCUCUGCUUCCGCGCGCCGCCUCCGCACGCGAAGGCUCCGGUCUGCCCCUUGGCUUCCGAACCCGAACAGUUGGCGCUGAAAACACUUUACUCCUCCUCCUCUUCCUCCUCCUCCCCCUCCCUCGAGACCCCCCCCCCCAACAUCCUCCCUGCACGCCACCCCCCGCCCCCCACAACAGGCCCGAAGAGUAACCCCCUAAAGGCGGCCAGAAGCGACUCCGAACUCUUCGGCGGGAGCAGGUUGGAGGCUGGGUUUCGGAGAGACUCUGGAUUGGGGUCCGUCGCCAGCCCCUCCUCCUGGAUCCGGCUUGAUUUUCAUAUUUUAAAAGAGGAUUUUUCUCAUUACCUUUGAACACCCCUUUUAACAAAAUUUCUGGAGGAGCUCGGUGAGGAAGAUUGUGAGGUAUCUUAUUUUAAGGGGGAAAAAGCACCGAGGGGGCAUAUAUUAAUUUUUCUUGGGUUUUGGAAUCGCCCUUUCGAGAGAGCGAGCGGUCGAGAGCGAGGAGGGAAGAGUGGAGAGGACCCGCGAGGCGCGCCAGCCCGAGCCACCUCCUUCCCGGCCGCCCCCUCCCCACUCCCCCCGACACACACUCGCUCGCUGGCUCGCCGGCGCGCGCACACCCCCCGCGCCGGACCCGCACCUCGGCGGGCGCCACACUCUCGGCAGCCCGAGCCGCGGCAGCCGCAGCGGGAUGGAGGCAGCGCGCACCGAGCGCCCCGCAGGCUGGCCCGGGGCGCCUCUCGCCCGGACGGGGCUCCUGCUCCUGUCGACGUGGGUCCUGGCCGGCGCCGAGAUCACUUGGGGCGCGACGGGCGGUCCCGGGCGCCCCGAGGCCCCUGCGUCGCGGCCGCCGGCGCUGCUUCCUCUCUUCCCGCGGGCAGUGGCAAGCCAGUGGCCAGAGGAGCUGGCGACGGCGCGGAGAGGCGCCGCACUGGGGCGCCGGCCCGGCCCGGAGCCGCUGUCCCAGCCAGGCGGCGGCAGCGGCGGAAAGAAGCAGGGAGAAGGCGGGGGACCGUCGCCUGCAGGCGCGCGGUGGGGACAAGGCACCCCGGCUCCGGGCAAGCCUGCCGGCGCGAGGAGGAGUCGCCGGGCGCAGCCCCCCAGUGCCCUGGAACGCGGGGACGCCCGGGCCUCUGCCUUGUCCGAUGGUGCCAAAGGAAGCCGCCCUCCGGCCAAGGGUCUCCGGGAGGAGGUGAAGGCGCCGCGGGCCGGGGGGGCGGCGGCCGAGGAGCUCCGGCUGCCCAGCACCUCGUUCGCGCUGACCGGGGACUCGGCCCACAAUCAAGCCAUGGUGCACUGGUCCGGACACAACAGCAGCGUUAUACUUAUCCUGACGAAGCUGUAUGACUUCAACCUGGGGAGCGUGACUGAGAGCUCACUCUGGAGAUCAACAGACUAUGGCACCACCUAUGAAAAGCUGAAUGACAAAGUAGGUUUGAAGACUGUCCUCAGUUAUCUCUACGUCAAUCCCACCAACAAAAGGAAGAUCAUGCUUCUUAGUGAUCCUGAAAUGGAGAGCAGCUUACUGAUCAGCUCAGAUGAGGGGGCCACCUAUCAGAAGUACCGGCUCACCUUCUACAUCCAGAGUCUGCUCUUCCAUCCCAAGCAGGAAGACUGGGUGCUGGCCUACAGUCUGGAUCAAAAGCUGUACAGCUCCAUGGACUUUGGAAGACGGUGGCAACUCGUGCAUGAACGCAUCACACCCAACAGGUUUUACUGGUCGGUGGCCGGAUUGGAUAAGGAGGCGGACCUGGUGCACAUGGAGGUGCGGACUGCAGAUGGAUAUGCUCACUACCUCACCUGCAGGAUCCAGGAAUGUGCUGAGACCACUCGGAGUGGGCCUUUUGUCCGCUCCAUUGACAUCAGUUCCCUGGUUGUUCAGGAUGAAUAUAUCUUCAUUCAGGUAACAACUGGUGGAAGAGCCAGCUACUACGUGUCCUAUCGAAGAGAGGCCUUCGCCCAGAUAAAGCUGCCCAAGUACUCACUGCCCAAGGACAUGCACAUCAUCAGUACCGAUGAGAACCAAGUGUUUGCAGCGGUCCAAGAAUGGAACCAGAAUGACACGUACAACCUCUACAUCUCAGACACGCGUGGCAUCUACUUCACCCUGGCCAUGGAGAACAUUAAGAGUAGCCGAGGUCUAAUGGGAAACAUUAUUAUUGAAUUGUAUGAGGUAGCAGGUAUCAAAGGGAUAUUCUUGGCAAACAAGAAGGUGGAUGAGCAAGUGAAGACAUACAUCACUUACAACAAGGGCAGAGAUUGGCGCCUACUUCAAGCUCCAGAUGUGGACCUGAGAGGAAGUCCGGUACACUGCCUGCUGCCCUUCUGCUCCUUACACCUGCACUUGGAGAUCUCUGAAAAUCCGUAUUCCUCAGGAAGAAUCUCCAGUAAGGAGACAGCCCCGGGGCUUGUGGUGGCUACAGGCAACAUUGGCCCGGAGCUCUCAUAUACUGAUAUUGGUGUGUUCAUCUCUUCUGAUGGGGGCAACACAUGGCGACAGAUCUUUGAUGAAGAGUACAAUGUCUGGUUCCUAGACUGGGGUGGCGCCCUCGUGGCCAUGAAACACACACCUCUGCCAGUCAGGCAUUUGUGGGUGAGUUUUGACGAGGGCCACUCCUGGGACAAGUAUGGUUUCACUUCGGUUCCUCUCUUUGUUGACGGGGCUCUGGUGGAGGCGGGAGUGGAGACCCAAAUCAUGACAGUUUUCGGCCACUUCAGCCUCCGUUCUGAAUGGCAGUUGGUGAAAGUGGACUACAAAUCUAUCUUCAGCCGACGCUGCACCAAGGAAGACUAUCAGACCUGGCACCUGCUCAAUCAGGGGGAGCCUUGCGUCAUGGGAGAAAGAAAAAUAUUCAAGAAACGCAAGCCAGGAGCUCAGUGUGCCCUGGGUCGAGAUUCCUCAGGGACAGUGGUUUCAGAGCCCUGUGUCUGUGCUGACUGGGACUUUGAAUGUGACUACGGCUAUGAGAGACACGGAGAGAGCCAGUGUGUCCCAGCUUUCUGGUACAACCCAGCAUCCCCAUCAAAGGACUGCAGCCUUGGUCAAAGCUACCUUAACAGCACUGGGUACCGGAGAAUUGUAUCUAACAACUGCACGGACGGGCUGAGGGAGAAGUACACGGCCAAGGCCCAGAUGUGUCCCGGAAAAGCCCCUCGAGGCCUGCAUGUGGUGACAACCGACGGGCGCCUAGUAGCAGAGCAGGGGCAUAAUGCGACCUUCAUCAUUCUCAUGGAGGAGGGUGAUCUCCAAAGGACAAACAUCCAGCUUGACUUUGGGGAUGGGAUUGCAGUGUCCUAUGCUAACUUCAGCCCCAUCGAGGAUGGCAUCAAGCACGUGUACAAGAGUGCGGGCAUCUUCCAGGUGACAGCCUAUGCAGAGAACAACCUGGGCUCAGACACAGCUGUCCUCUUCCUGCACGUGGUUUGUCCCGUGGAGCAUGUUCAUCUCCGAGUUCCAUUUGUUGCUAUAAGAAAUAAGGAGGUCAACAUCAGUGCGGUUGUGUGGCCCAGUCAACUGGGGACCCUCACCUAUUUUUGGUGGUUUGGCAAUAGCACAAAGCCCCUCAUCACCCUGGAUAGCAGCAUUUCCUUCACCUUCCUGGCAGAGGGAACCAACAGCAUCACUGUCCAGGUGGCUGCUGGAAAUGCCCUUAUUCAGGACACAAAAGAUAUCGCUGUUCAUGAAUACUUCCAGUCCCAACUGUUGUCCUUCUCUCCAAACCUGGAUUACCACAACCCUGACAUUCCUGAGUGGAGGCAAGAUAUUGGCAAUGUCAUCAAGAGAGCUCUGGUUAAAGUAACCGGUGUCCCGGAAGACCAGAUCCUAGUUGCCGUGUUCCCUGGUCUCCCCACUUCGGCAGAGCUCUUCAUCCUUCCCCCCAAGAACUUGACGGAGAGGAGGAAAGGCAAUGAAGAGGACCUGGAACAAAUUGUAGAGAUGCUGUUUAAUGCUCUAAACCAAAACUUGGUUCAGUUUGAGCUGAAGCCAGGGGUUCAAGUCAUUGUGUAUGUCACACAACUGACAUUAGCUCCAUUGGUGGACUCCAGUGCCGGGCACAGCAGCUCAGCCAUGCUUAUGCUCUUGUCAGUGGUGUUUGUCGGCCUGGCUGUAUUUUUGAUCUACAAGUUUAAAAGGAAAAUCCCCUGGAUUAACAUCUAUGCUCAAGUCCAACACGACAAGGAGCAGGAGAUGAUUGGGUCAGUGAGCCAAAGUGAAAACGCCCCCAAAAUCACACUCAGUGACUUCACCGAGCCUGAGGAACUGCUGGACAAAGAGCUGGACACCCGGGUCAUAGGAGGCAUUGCCACCAUUGCAAACAGCGAAAGCACAAAGGAGAUCCCCAACUGCACUAGUGUUUAAUAUCCACAAGUCACGUGGUCAACCAUCUUUCUGACCUUAUUUUUGAUGAUUACUAUUACUCUUGUUAUGGAAAAAUGAAAAUGGCUUUUUUACCUUUUGUUUACCAAGGGCCCCUUCAUAAAGAGCAGGCAGAUGCUUAUUAGCUGUGGGAGGCAAAGGCGUUCUUAGCUGAUUAAAAUGAGACAAAAAGAAUAAAUGGCCGUAUUUGUGCGGAGGGCAAAGGAUGCAUCUUCCCGUGGCCUCCUUGGCUUUACUCUGCCGCUGACAGUGUGAGGACUCUUUUUACUGUGGUCUCCUUUGUCGUUUAUUUGUUUUUUGGGUUUUUUGUUUUUGUUUUUGUUAAGUUGGGUUGGCUUUUCAUUAACCUCCCAUGUCCUGCUUCCCACCCCCACAAUCACCAACACCCUCCCCCCACCCCCAGCACACACCCCUAAAACACAAACCAUUCCCCAGUUAGAUCUGCAGGAGGUGGGUUGGUGGGGAGUGAAAGUAGCUGCAGAAAGCGUGCACAUCUUUACGAAAGAGGCCCUGCCUCGUGCAUGUCGAUAGCGAGGCUACAGGUGGCUUCUUGUAUAUAAUUACAGUGUAAAUAGCUUUUUAUUUCCUAAGAAAUAAUUUAAUGUUUAGUAAAAAAGAAAACCGAAAAAAGAAA